Molecule: messenger RNA, 1605 nt
Organism: Salvia splendens (bonfire salvia)
Lineage: Eukaryota; Viridiplantae; Streptophyta; Magnoliopsida; Lamiales; Lamiaceae
Product: putative S-adenosylmethionine-dependent methyltransferase RcsF
Exons: 9
Coding region: 98-1252 (384 amino acids)
Source: RefSeq, a predicted model, not a curated record
UUUAACAAAUACUUCUACUACUAAUAAUCUAACUAACACCGCAGUCCAUUUCAAAAUUUUCAAUCUUGGGCCAACUCGAGUGAGCAAAGUUGUUUUGAUGGACGGCGGCAGCAGCGUGAAAUCGCAGUGGUUUGCACUCUCAAUCGGUUUUGCAUUUACUCUUUCUGCUUCCCUUUAUUUAUGGACGAAGAAAUCGACGCCGGAUUUUCCAAACGGCGAUGCGACCGCCGAAAUCAUUAAGCUCCAGGCCUCCUUAAAGGGCGCUCUCGACAAGUGCGCUGCUGAAAGACAAGGCCGCAUUAGGGCUCAGAAGGCUUUAAGGGAGGCAUUGAGCAAGUCCAGCUGUGACAAGGUUGAAUCUACUUCAUAUCCCAUGGCACCUAUUGGAGUAGUCCACUCGUGUUUCUCUACACGGAAUGGAACUCCAAGACAGCCUUUGCUUGUACCUCUAGCAAAAGCAACCUUGAGGUUUGAUCCUGCUCGGGUUCCUCAAGCAUCUCUUGAAGGCCUUGAAGGGUAUUCUCACUGCUGGAUUAUCUAUGUGUUUCAUCUAAAUACAGAUAUUGAAAAGCUAUGGAAGCAUCCAUCUCAGUCAAAAUUUAAAGCAAAGGUUAGAGUACCAAGGCUGAAAGGUGAAAGAAUUGGAGUCUUUGCUACGCGAUCUCCUCAUCGCCCAUGUCCAAUUGGAUUAACUGUGGCAAAGGUUGAGGCUGUAGAUCGGCAUAAGGUGUUACUAUCUGGCGUGGAUCUGGUUGAUGGUACCCCUGUCCUGGACAUUAAACCUUAUCUGCCGUAUUGUGACAGCAUUCAUGGAGCAAUAGUUCCUGACUGGGUAAAGGUGGACAAUGUGCUAGCAAUAGCUUCUGUAAACUUCUCCCAAGGCUUUUCAUCCAGCCUUGCAGAUUGUUGGUCACUGGUGGAAAAGAAGUCUCUGUAUUCUUCUCCGGAGGAAUUCCAGUCGCUGAUAAGGCAGGUGCUAUCAUGGGACAUACGAUCAGUUUCACAACGAAGUCGUCCGGUUAAGACAAAGGGCGGAAUAGGUGAUGACGAUAAUGUUGAAAAUACAGUCUGUCCUGCUUCGAAGGUCGAGAGUGUGCAAGACGAAGAAGCUUGUGAGCAAGAUUCGAGCAAUGUAGUUUAUCAUCUUUUAUUGGAAGGCCUAGACGUUUCAUAUGGAGUGGAUUCCGAUGCUAAUGUCGUAGUUGAGAAGGUUUCCUUGCCAUCUCGCUUGCCAAGUUCCGGCGAGAUGUAAGCGCUGCUGCAUAGUUCUAAUGUUUUGAAUACAAUUAUAUAUGGCAGUAUAGGAGCAUAGUUUUUUUUUGGUAUGAGAUGAAGUCAUAGUUUUAGUGUAGAAGUGAGGCCGCGUUAAUAUAUGAACAACAACCGAAUCUGGAGUGUUGGAUCUAGGGUGCGGAUGCCUGGAAACAAAAUGCGCAAAAUCAGUAUAGUAUAUUUAUUCCCGUGGAGGGAUCUUUCAGACACUGGAUUUUAGGAAUUGUAUACUGAGAAGCAGUCAUAUCGAAAAUGCAGUAUGACACUGUGCUAAACAAGUCCGUGAUAACCUUGUAUAUCUUUGAUAUCAUGAUGAUACUCUUAUUUCUACCA